This is a messenger RNA of Mya arenaria, 874 nucleotides long. RefSeq names its product S-crystallin SL11-like. The record is from RefSeq and is a predicted model, not a curated record. Gene Ontology annotation, molecular function: glutathione transferase activity. Lineage: Eukaryota; Metazoa; Mollusca; Bivalvia; Myida; Myidae. The transcript is spliced from 5 exons. Gene Ontology annotation, biological process: glutathione metabolic process. The coding region runs from base 84 to 695 and encodes 203 amino acids.
CAGUCAACGGACGCCUCACAACUUGACAGCGCUGUACGACUCGGAGUUUAAAUAAAUUUGUGAAAUAUAAACUUUAGCAAAAAAUGCCUUCUUACAAAUUAACGUAUUUCAAUGGGAGAGGGAGAGGUGAAAUUUCAAGGCUUUUAUUUGCUGCAGCUGGAAAAGCAUUUGAGGACAACAGGAUAGAAUUUGCAAAUUGGGGUGGACUAAAAAAAGAUACUCCGCAGGGAACGUUGCCGGUGUUGGAGAUUGACGGGAAGCGAAAGAUCUCACAGAGUUUGGCGAUUGCUCGAUUCCUCGCAAGGGAAUUCAAGUUGAAUGGUAAGGAUAACACUGAAAUGACCUUAGUUGACCAGAUUAUGGACACCGCCGUAGAUCUCUUUAGCGAGGUCGUGAAAUUUGCCUUUCUCCAGGACGAAGCAGAAAAGGCCAAGAAACGUGAAGAAUUCCUACAAGGAAAAGCAAAAACAUUUCUCGAAUGUUUGGAAAAAUUGGUGAAGGAAGGCGGAAAGGGCGACUUCGCUGUUGGAUCUUCUCUGACGAUUGCUGACCUUAUGCUUUACGCAUACAUAGAAAAUUCUCAAUGUGUGGGCAUCUUGAAAGAUUUCAAACUAUUGGACGCCAACAGAAAGAAGGUCGAGCAACAACCAAAGAUAAAGGAAUACUUGGCGAAGAGGCCCGUCACUGCCUUCUAGUGCAAUAACUGUCCAAUCAUAAUAUCUAACUACGACAAAUAACUACAAAUCGACUUGACUGUCUAUUUAUGUCGCAUUCUACUCUGUACAGAUUCUCAUGACAUUUACCUCGUUGUUUUGAAUUUUACAUGUUUACUGUUAUAUUUUUAAUAAUGUGAAUAAAAUAGGACUUGAUUAUU